Messenger RNA from Tetranychus urticae (two-spotted spider mite), 3884 nucleotides. It is a transcript of the gene kz, whose product is annotated as putative ATP-dependent RNA helicase kurz. The record is from RefSeq and is a predicted model, not a curated record. Gene Ontology annotation, biological process: maturation of SSU-rRNA from tricistronic rRNA transcript (SSU-rRNA, 5.8S rRNA, LSU-rRNA). Gene Ontology annotation, cellular component: intracellular anatomical structure; nucleolus. Gene Ontology annotation, molecular function: RNA binding; ATP binding; helicase activity. Lineage: Eukaryota; Metazoa; Arthropoda; Arachnida; Trombidiformes; Tetranychidae.
CACAUGGUUUUGUUUACCUCAUUUAACCCAUGCCAUGUUUAAUGUUUUAAUAUUUACGUGUUUGUAAUUACACUUUAUUAACUUAAUAGCUAUCUAGUUCUUAAAUUUAAUUUAAAUUUGUUUAUAUAUUGUGUUACACUAUGGGUAGAUCAAUUAAACGACGGAGAAAUAUUAAAGCAAGAUCGGGUGGUAAAGAUACAAUAAAGUCAGCUGUCAAAAGUAAAAGUAGUGUUGCUGAAAUUCCUAUCGAGUUGGAAGUUGAUCAUAGCAAAUAUGAUUCUUCUAAUCCAUUGAUUCUUCCAUCAAAUAAAAAUGUUGAUGGUGUUAAAGACAGAAAAAGUGAUGUACAAUCCAAGAAAAAGCCGAAAAAAGUGCUGUCACUCAAGAAGAAAAAGAAGUUACAAAAAGUUUUGGAUAGAAAAAAGAGAAUCCAAGAUAGGUCUUCAAUUUUAGAUGAGCUAAAAAAACAUCAAUUGGAUACAAAAACUUAUAGUGCAAUGUCUUCAACUUCGAAUUUACAUACAAAAGGAUACAAAAGAAAUAUAGAUAUUGCAAGUUCACAGAUUGCUGAAGUUGAACUUUCUAAGAUAAAGACUUCAGCAAGAAAACGAAUGCGCAUCAACACCCUGGAAGAUGCUAAUAAAAAAGUAGGAAAUAAUGUCUUAGGAUUUGAUCGCUCUGAUGAUGAUUCAGAUGGAGAAGAAAAAGAAGAAGAAGAUGACGAUAACGAUGACGAAGGUCAUGGCGAAAACGAAGAAGAGGAAAUUAAGGAGGAAGAACCGGCAGAUGUAACUAACCAACUCAACUUGAAUGAUAAAGAAAAUUUAUCAACUGAACAAGAGAAAAACAAAGUGGUUGAGGUGUUAUCGAAAUGGGAACCAGAAGAAAAUUCAGUAGCUGAUGAAGUUGUUGAUAAAAGUGAAAAUGAAAAACCUAGUGAAUCUUCAAAAGUUCCUGAGGAACAACUAAAAACUGUAGAUAAAGAUGUAUCUAACAUUUCAAAGGAAGUUACCAUGAAACCUAGAUUUGUUUCUGUAAAUCGAGAUCCAGAAAUCCAAAAGAGCAGAGAGGGGCUUCCAAUAUAUAGUAAGGAAUGUGAAAUCAUGGAAACUAUCAAUGAUAAUGAUGUAACCAUUUUGUGCGGAGAAACUGGAUCAGGGAAGACAACUCAGAUUCCUCAAUUUCUCUACGAAGCUGGUUAUGCUAUUGACAGAAAGAUAGGAAUCACAGAACCUAGAAGAGUCGCCGCUAUUGCCAUGGCUAGUCGUGUUGGUCAUGAAAUGAACCUUUCCAGUGAUAUUGUUUCAUACCAAAUUAGAUUUGAAGGCAAUUGUACAGAUGAGACAAAAAUUAAGUUUAUGACGGAUGGUAUCUUGCUGAAAGAAAUUCAAAAGGAUUUCCUAUUAUCAGACUAUUCUGUUAUUAUCAUUGACGAAGCUCAUGAGAGAACAGUGUACUCAGACAUUCUGAUCGGACUUUUAUCUAGAAUAAUCAAGCUAAGAUCAAAGAAAAAUGAUCGUCUAAGACUAAUUAUCAUGUCAGCUACUUUGAGAAUCGAUGAUUUUAAGACCAAUCCAAAUUUAUUCAAAACUGAACCUCCUGUUAUAAAUAUCGAAGUAAGACAAUAUCCAAUCAAUGUUUACCACAACAAGGUAACACCAGAAGAUUAUAUUCACGCAGCAUAUUCUAAAGUUUGUAAGAUACACAAAAAUAUGCCUAAAAGAGGAGGAAUAUUAGUUUUUCUGACUGGUCAACAAGAAGUUUUAACGUUAUGUCGGAAAUUACGCCAAACAUUUCCUUUUAAUGAAAAUUCGUUAGCAAAACAAAAGGAGAAGGAAGAGGAAAAAGAAAUACAAAGAGUAUCAAGAAAAGAGGCCAAGAAACUUCGUAAAACUAAACCUAAAACAUUAGGUGAUAUUAUGCCUCAGAUUGAUUUAAAUGCAUUUGGUGAUGAAAUCGAUUUGGCAGAUGAUGUAUCAGAUGAGGAUGGAAAUAACGAAUCUUCUGAUGAGGACGAUGACAAUGUUGUUUCUUGUAGUGAUCCUCUUUAUUGUUUACCACUUUUUUCGCAUCUCAAUGAAAAAAGGCAACGUCUGAUUUUUGAAAAGCCUCCUGAAGGGGUUAGACUUUGUGUAGUCGCUACAAAUAUUGCAGAAACGUCUUUAACAAUACCGAACAUUGAAUAUGUUAUUGAUACUGGAAAGGUUAAAAUGAAAUAUUAUGACCAAACUACUGGUAUUUCAACGUUUUUAAUUGACUGGAUUUCUCAAUCAUCUGCUGAUCAAAGAGCUGGGCGUUCAGGAAGAACGGGUAAAGGACAUUGUUAUAGGUUAUAUUCAUCAGCUGUCUACAAUGAUUUCAAAAAAUUUUCUGAUGCGGAAAUAGUUCGGAAACCAAUAGAUGAUCUUGUUUUACAGAUGAAGUCGAUGAAUAUCGACAAUGUAGCAAAUUUUCCUUUCCCAACACCACCAUCUUCAGAAAGUAUCCUUGCAGCUGAAAAAAGACUGGUCUUGCUAGGCGCUCUAAAAGAAACAAAAGUGUGUGAAGCUAAAAUUGACAAAGCAAAAAAUAAAACUCAAGCUAAAACUGUCGCAAGAAUCACUCCUCUCGGGCGAACAAUCUCUCUCUUACCGUUAAGCCCUAGAUUUGCUAAGAUGAUUAUUUUAGCAUCGAAACAAAAUCUUAUUUCUUAUUCGAUUUCAAUCGUUUCUGCUUUGACUGUCCAAGAAAUAUUUGUUUCUCAAAGCUCGGUUGACCAAAUAAAUGAAGAUGGAACCAAAAAAGUAUACAAAGAUAGACUUUCAAUCAUCCGUAAAAAAUGGGCUGGAAUCGGUAAUAGUUUAUUAUUAGGUGAUAUGAUGAUUUUUCUAUGUGCAAUUGGUGCUUGGGAACAUGUUGAUUGUAUUCCUGCCUUUUGUAGUAAAUAUGGACUUCGUUUGAAGGCAAUGAAUGAAAUACGUAAAUUAAGAAUACAACUGUUGAAAGAAACUUCGACUAUUUUCCCUCAAUUAGGAUUAUCAACAGAUCUGAAGAUGUUGCCUCCAACUGACGGUCAAGCAAAAGCACUCAGACAAAUUUUACUUUCAGGUCUUUUUGAUCAUGUUGCAAGAAUCAUGCCAGACGAUGAAAAAGACAAUGAAAAUCGUAGAAUAUUAAAAAACGCAUAUAAAAGUAUCGAAGUUGAACAACCUGUCUAUAUCUCUAAUGAUUCAGUUCUGAAUGAUGUAAAACCAGAAUGGAUUGUCUAUCAAGAAAUUUAUGAAACACAGAAACUUUAUAUGAGAAAUGUUGUAGCUAUUGAGCCAGAAUGGAUACCAAUUUAUGCACCUAAUAUGUGUACAUUUUCCAAGCCAAUGAAUGACCCUCCACCUCGCUAUGACUCCGAAGCAGAUUGUGUUAAAUGUACUGUUAACUGUAACUUCGGUCCUUACAACUGGAUUUUGCCAGAUACAGAAAUCGAGUUUCCAGAAUCAAUUGACAAAUAUCGUUGGUUUACAAGAUUUCUUCUUGAAGGUUUAGUUAUCGAUUAUUUUAUAUCUAAACGUUCAUCUUUGCUAUCAACACCAGCUAUCAUGCAAAAAUCAUGGGCCAAGUUACAAAAAAGAACAGAAUUUAUCUUAAACAGUCUAGCCAAUCACAGAAUCUGUUCUAAAAAAUCUCUCAUUGCGAAGUGGAAUGAAGACCCGAAAUAUCUCUUGACGGAAUUUUUGAAAUGGAUACCUGAAGCUCUUCAUUUUGAAAUACAGUCUGAAUGGCCUCCGUUAGAAAAAUCCACGUAAAACGUUAUUUUUGUAUUUUAUAUGAAUAAAACACUGUAUAAAAAAGACUUGUGAAUUGGUUCAUUAUAUGAUCUGUCAAUUCUGAUUAAACAAUUUAACACAAAA